This is a messenger RNA of Macrosteles quadrilineatus (aster leafhopper), 2179 nucleotides long. Its product is annotated as required for meiotic nuclear division protein 1 homolog. NCBI's taxonomy places the organism in Eukaryota, Metazoa, Arthropoda, Insecta, Hemiptera, Cicadellidae. The coding region runs from base 85 to 1254 and encodes 389 amino acids. The record is from RefSeq and is a predicted model, not a curated record. The transcript has a single exon. Gene Ontology annotation, biological process: positive regulation of mitochondrial translation.
CCAGGUAAGAAAGCCCUGGAAGUCAUAGACUUUAUCAUUACUUUUAAUCCUUAGGCCUAAUAUCACUCCUGGUACAUUUGUCUAAUGAUGGCGUUAGUUUCAAGAAAUAUAUCAUUUUCUAAUGCCCGAUUUGGUAAAUUUUUCCUCUUUAAUUGGUGUUCAUUGCCUCAAUGUCACAGACAAUACAUAUUUCUCGGAUUUUCUACUUUUAAUAACCUUAACCGGCCUUUAACGGGCAACGGAAAUAAGCUUCCAGAAAGAAAAUUACUUUCUUCUUUAACAGUUGGCUUCAGACAGUUUAGUGAGAAUGUGAAAACACAAGCCAAACGAGUACAACGAAGGAAGAUAGCACCGGAAGAUUCAACUUCGGAUAAAAGAGGUAUAGGAGCCUGUCAGGUCUCCGCUUAUGCAACAUGUGAGGAAUACAAUCUGGAAAAGAUCAAAGAGAAAUUGGUUGAACAAAAUGUGUACAAACCUAUUGAAUCCAUGGAGGAUCCUUUGUCGAAGGGUGGUGCUGAUGUUAUACAUGCGGUUGCCAACUACCCAGUGACUCCAGAGCCCCGGCAUAUAUUUUUCUUCAGAGAAGGAUCUGUUGUCUUCUGGAAUACACCGGAGUUGGAAUGUUUAAGUGUUCUGGAUUUCUUGAAGCGAUAUCAAAUAGGUUCGUAUAAGAAAGAUCUUAUCUUAAAUGAACGAGAACUCAUGACCUAUUCUUACACAACCACCGCCAAGAAGAGCCAGAUAAUCGCUAAUAACUUUUGCCUAAGCAAAGCACAAGGUAGAAGUAAUAUGGAGAUCGACCUGGAAAAAUUCACUCUUUCUAACGCCAUGUCUUUAUCUGUAAAACUAGCGCUAUGGGAAGCAUCUCUCAACCAGUACAUCGACUCGGUAGAAUAUGUGGUUGAAGAUCUGAAAUGUGGCAAGAAAUUGAGGAUUUCUCGUAAAGAGGUUACAUGCAAAACCGGGGAAUUGUUUGCCCUCCGCCACUCCAUUAAUCUAUCAUCAGAUCUUUUGGAUGUACCAGAUUUUUAUUGGGAAAACGACGAUCUUGAAACUCUUUAUUUGCAACUUUGUAACUACUUCAACAUCCCUCGGAGGACGAGAGUAAUGAAUGAGAAAUUGAACCACUGUAUGGAGCUAGUGGAGCUUCUAACCUCCCACCUCAGCGAUCGACAUCACGUGAGGCUUGAAUGGAUGAUAAUAGUGUUGAUUAUGAUUGAAGUCGUCAUUGAAAUUAUUCAUGCAUCUAAGUAGUUGUGGCUACCGUUUAACAGAAGACUGGAAUCAAGGCUACUAGUUAGGAUAAAAUGUGUAUUGUGACUACUGCUAAAGGAAAUUCCUGAACUCGCUUAAUAGGACCUAUAUCAGUUUAUAUCAAGCUAAAGAUGUAGGUUCGCCUAGCCUAUUAUUAUAAAUCUAGGCUAUGUAGCCUUUGGCGAUUCCAAUUUGUUAGUAGGUUAAUAACUUUAAAUAUCACAUUUAGCUUAGUCUAUUUAAUAUUUCAACUACUGUUGCCUUUUCAACUUUGGUAUGAACUAAGUUACCGUUUGGCUACAUUAAGCUAUGUAUGUUUCAUAGUGAUAAUUGUCCUCAUUAUCCAGAUACAUUUUUUUAAUGAUGAUUGUUCUUUAUAUUAUUAAAUAUUUGCAAGUUUAAAGAUACCUAGGCCUGUAAUAUACAGUAGACUCCCUCUUAUCCGGGCUCCUCGGGACCGAGGCCAGUCCAGAUAAUGGGUUUUCUGGUUAAACCGACGUCCCCAAAAUCUCGUUAAAACGGACUGUUUAAAUGCAUAUAAGUUACUCUAUACAGUAUUUGACUUAAAAUUAGGAGAGCAUUGUAUUUAGAAACUGGUCUCAAAUCUUUCCCACAACAACAGUCGUUUCAGUACCGCCCACUUCCUGUCGAUCUAAGUUAGUCCGGUUAAACCUAGCCUAUUUGCUGAUUAAAAUUAUCCGGAUAAAGAGAUGUCACUUCUACCGAGAGUAGUCCGGUUAAAAGGUGUCCACAUAAGAGGGAGUCUACAGUAACCUUAAAAAUUAUUUUGCGACACCCAAAUGGAUUCUUUCUUAUAAAAAACGAGGUUGAUAAAUUAUUUAAAAUAAGUUUCCUUAGGCUACAUACUUUUAUUUUUUGUAUUGUUGAAUUUAUUGGUUUAAAAAUUGAUUUUUAAUUUAUAUUC